AUGGUUCUGAGGCUCAGCACUCUGUUCAUCCUGGCAGCCUCUGUUCUUGUUCUGGUCUUCAACACCGUUAAAGUCAGCGUCGAUUUCCGGAACUUCACCCUCGACGAGUUCAAUCCCACCAAGAUCACUUUCAAAGACCUCAUCACUCUCAAGUACUUGCUUGCUGUUGCUAUUAUCGGAGCGCUCUACACAGUUUGCCAGCUCCCUUUCGCAAUCUACCACGUUGCCACGGGAAAGAGGCUGUCCCGAAAUGACUGCAUGCCGGAGUUCAAUUUUUACGGCGACGAGCUCGUGAGCUAUCUUCUGGCCACUGGAAUUGGAGCCGGGUUUCUGGUGUGCGCGGAUCUGAAGGUGAACCUGGAUAAGAUGAUGAAGGCGCUUGAAGAUGCACACGAAGCAGGGCUGCGUGAUUCCAGGGAGAGCUACGACAAAUUCCUCAACAUGGGGAUCUUAGCCACCGCGUUGCUUUUCUUGGCUUUCGUUUGCAUGGCGGUCCUCUCUGUGCUCUCUUCAAUCAACCGCAACCACGAUAAAACCAGGUCCAUCUUCGGCUGA
Messenger RNA from Linum tenue, 555 nucleotides. The record is from the annotation of a GenBank genome assembly. NCBI's taxonomy places the organism in Eukaryota, Viridiplantae, Streptophyta, Magnoliopsida, Malpighiales, Linaceae.